Messenger RNA from Leishmania major strain Friedlin, 1740 nucleotides. RefSeq lists its product as hypothetical. The record is from RefSeq and is a predicted model, not a curated record. NCBI's taxonomy places the organism in Eukaryota, Euglenozoa, Kinetoplastea, Trypanosomatida, Trypanosomatidae. The transcript has a single exon. Bases 1 to 1740 code for a protein of 579 amino acids.
AUGAGUGGACUUCGUGGUUUCCGCGAGGAGUCUCCAGCAGUGGAGGUGCCGAUCGAGGAUGACAUCUCCUACAACGACUCCGCCUCCCAAUCUUCCUACACCAUGAGCCGCUCGUGCAGUUCUACCGGCAGCGUCUUUAGCACAUCCACCUCGGCCACUGACAAUGAGGCGUACAAGAACCUCAAGCUCGAGCUGGCCGUGGCUCAAGAAAACAUAGUAGAGCUUCAUCAGAAGUACCAGGAUCUCGAGCGAACCUCGAAAUAUGCGAAAGGACAACUUGAGAAUGAGAUUGAUCUCCUACGCUUGCAGCUUCAGCGCCUGAAAGACAAACCCGCAACAUCAGAUCAGCACGCUGAGCACGUCGCCGGGCUGGAGGCCGCGAAGGCUGUGGCGGACGCGAGGGUGCAGGAGCUGGAGGCGGCUGCCGCGUCGAGCGCCGAGGUGGCAAGCAGGCUGGCCGCCGAGCACGCUGAGCACGUCGCCGGGCUGGAGGCCGCGAAGGCUGUGGCGGACGCGAGGGUGCAGGAGCUGGAGGCGGCUGCCGCGUCGAGCGCCGAGGUGGCAAGCAGGCUGGCCGCCGAGCACGCUGAGCACGUCGCCGGGCUGGAGGCCGCGAAGGCUGCAGCGGACGCGAGGGUGCAGGAGCUGGAGGCGGCUGCCGCGUCGAGCGCCGAGGUGGCGAGCAGGCUGGCCGCCGAGCACGCUGAGCACGUCGCCGGGCUGGAGGCCGCGAAGGCUGCAGCGGACGCGAGGGUGCAGGAGCUGGAGGCGGCUGCCGCGUCGAGCGCCGAGGUGGCGAGCAGGCUGGCUGCCGAGCACGCUGAGCACGUCGCCGGGCUGGAGGCCGCGAAGGCUGUGGCGGACGCGAGGGUGCAGGAGCUGGAGGCGGCUGCCGCGUCGAGCGCCGAGGUGGCAAGCAGGCUGGCCGCCGAGCACGCUGAGCACGUCGCCGGGCUGGAGGCCGCGAAGGCUGCAGCGGACGCGAGGGUGCAGGAGCUGGAGGCGGCUGCCGCGUCGAGCGCCGAGGUGGCAAGCAGGCUGGCCGCCGAGCACGCUGAGCACGUCGCCGGGCUGGAGGCCGCGAAGGCUGCAGCGGACGCGAGGGUGCAGGAGCUGGAGGCGGCUGCCGCGUCGAGCGCCGAGGUGGCGAGCAGGCUGGCCGCCGAGCACGCUGAGCACGUCGCCGGGCUGGAGGCCGCGAAGGCUGCAGCGGACGCGAGGGUGCAGGAGCUGGAGGCGGCUGCCGCGUCGAGCGCCGAGGUGGCGAGCAGGCUGGCCGCCGAGCACGCUGAGCACGUCGCCGGGCUGGAGGCCGCGAAGGCUGCAGCGGACGCGAGGGUGCAGGAGCUGGAGGCUGCGAUCGCUGGCCUUGCAGAGAUGUUGGUGAAGGAGCCUAGUAGUGGUAUCGCAAAUUGUAUGGUGGAAAACAAGGUUGUGGGAAAAGGGGUGGAUCUGGUGGUGAUUGCGCGAGAGCUGCAGGUAGGUCUCAGGCAGCAGUUGAAAGAAAGUGAGGCGGCGAUAAGUCGACUGGUGGACGAGGUGAGGGCGUUGAAGACCAAGUCGGCGGCUGCAGAAGCGGAAAAGGUGGUGAUGGCGCGAAAGGGAGAAGUGGUCGAGCGAGAGGUGUGUCGACCCGCUGAGGCAACUGAGUUGAGUGGGUUGUUGUCCGGUCAGGAGAACGGCCUCGGCAACAGGACGAAGCACUCCCGUAGCUGGUGCCCAGCAUGUGCAGUGAUGUGA